Vespa velutina is the source of this 1473-nucleotide messenger RNA. RefSeq lists its product as uncharacterized. The record is from RefSeq and is a predicted model, not a curated record. The transcript is spliced from 4 exons. Bases 67 to 516 code for a protein of 149 amino acids. Lineage: Eukaryota; Metazoa; Arthropoda; Insecta; Hymenoptera; Vespidae.
AACAGCUUUGUAUCGUUGUACAAAAGCUAUUUAUCCCUAUAGGUAUUUACAUAUUUAUAAACAAGAAUGCAUUUCGAUUGUAGGAGGUCAAUUAAAAAAAUGUCAGCCGACGUGAGAGCUGGUCGACCUACAGUGCCAACUAUUCCUCAAUCGAAGAGGCCUACCAUUUUGGUCUAUCCAACAGUAACACCGGAGAGCAUUAUUAUUCCCAUCGUAUCUUGCAUACUUGGGUUUCCAUUACUGGCUUUAAUGGUAAUCUGCUGCUUAAGAAGAAGAGCCAAAUUGGCGAGAGAACGUGCGAGAAGAAGGAAUUGUGAUUUGGAUCAUGGCGCUCUUAGUUUAGUCCGUUUUAGUCCGGUUCAUCGUUUAGCUGGCGUUGAUCGUCCAACGAGAACUGUAUCCUUGAAAAGUGAUCGUGGAUCAAGAGCAUUUCCAUCGUUAGAACUGGAUACCGUUGUCGAAGAAAGAUCUGAUCCUGAACAAAGUACUGCAUUGGAAUUGAGUAGUCCUGACUAGCAUACAAUAUUGGCACCGCCGAGAUCUCCUAGAUCGCCCAAAUCUUUAGCGGUGCCAAUAGACCAUAGCCCCCUAUGGACAGCUUUGACUCAAGCUAAUACGGUAUCUACUACUUUUGGAGAUACCUAGCAGGAAAUUGAAGGCGAGGGCAGUUACAUCGAAGCUCUCGUCCUUGAUUUGCCAAUUAUAUAUUAAAAUAAAUUUAUAUUCGCGAUGGGAUAUUUUUCUCAAAUAUCAAAUUAAUAGAAAAUUGAACAUAAUAAUUUUUCAUGUUUGAAAGUAUAAUUGAAAUCAUAUAGUAAUAACGAUAAUUAUUAAAGAGAUAAAAAGAAAUAAGAUCUAUUAUUAACAAAUAAAUUUUGCAUAGGAGGAAAAAAAAAUGAAAUACACAAUUAAAUUUUGUACCAAAACAACAAUCAUCAAACACGAUGUUCCAGAAUUGUAUGUAAAGCUUUUUACACGUUAGUGAUAACGAUAAUUAAUUUAAUAAGUAGAGAUAUAAUUACUAGAUAUGCUAAUGUAAAAAUAACUUUGCUAAUACAUACAAAAAAAAAAGAAAAAAAAAAAGAAAAAAAAAAGAAAUAAAAUGAUAUAAAUAGAGAAUCGUAUAAUUAAAGUCCAUAUAAAUGAUAUUUUUUUUGGUUUCCUUUUUAUAAUUUUAUAAUAUCGAUUCACUUUAAUUAUUGCAUUCUUAAUGAAGAGCAUAAGAAAAUAUGAAUAUUGAGUUUUCAUUUUUGUAAAUAUUUACAUAUAAAUAGGUGUUGUCAACUCAUACAAAUUAUGUCAUCACUUAAAAAUCAUUAAUACAUAAUAUUAAAUAUUAAUAUGUCGAUAAUAAGUGUUUAAAAGAAAAUAUUUAUAUAAGGACACUUUUUAUAAGCUUCUUUUAAUUUCUUUCAUUUUCUUAAUAAAUGCAUAUAUGCGCCAUGAUUUCACUUUUCACAUGUUUUUUUUUUU